Messenger RNA from Oryza sativa Japonica Group (Japanese rice), 2406 nucleotides. The record is from RefSeq and is a predicted model, not a curated record. Lineage: Eukaryota; Viridiplantae; Streptophyta; Magnoliopsida; Poales; Poaceae.
CUCUGACCCCUCCGAAUCAAACGUGGCGGCUGACGACCUUCCUUGUGCAAGUCUUCCUCCUCCUCUUCUUCUUUUUCCUUCUCAUCGGUCCUUAUAUAUACAUCAGCACGAGCUCGCCAUGGCAUCAUCAGCAAUUCCCAGUUCAUUCCUGCCUCCGUCUCCAGUAGCUUGCUUUGCUCGCAGAUUGUUCCUUUUUUCUUUUUCUCCGGCGACUCGAGAUCGUGGCUAGCUAGAGCCUAGAUGGCCUCUUCCAUGGCGGGCGCGGCGGGGGAGGAGAAGGCGGCGGCGGGGGCGGGGCGGCGGGGGAUGAUCGUGAUCGACCGGCAGGCCGUCGACCGGGGGAUCGCCUACGCGCUCAUGGUCGUCGCGCUCGUCGCCACCUACGCGCUCCACUAGCUCGAUCAAUCGGCUCAGGGAGGAGGAGGAGGAGAAGAAGAAGUCGUUCCCCUUCCCCUACCAACCUGCACUUCGAUCGAUCGAUGCCAAAAGUCUAUAACUAUAGAACCUGAUUCUUUCUUAUUCAAUUCUUCUUUUUAGAGAAGGUUAAUUAAUUGUGUGUGUGUGUGUGUGAGAGAGAGAGAGAGAGAGAGAGAUCGAUGGAUAAUUUGGAUAUGUACACUAUACCAAGUGGGUUAAUUAACUGGAUGUACUCUUCUGCAUAUUUUGGUGUUCAUUGGUAACAGUUUGGCAUUGGAAUGUCUGGUAAAUCGAUGAUUUACCCCUUUCGCCUCCAAAUACAGAUUUAAAUAUUAUUUUGUACUAGAGAAGUAGAAAUGUAGUGAUAUUUUCGGGAGCAGUUGAUAAUCUGAAUGCUCUGCCACAUCUUCACAGGUUGAACAAUCAAAUUACGUAUUGGCUGGUUAUACUUGUAUCUUUUCUUGAGUCGUCGUCAUUCGUCAACACGCUGAAUAUUCUUUGGAGUCCUCUAUAGAUAGUAGAGCCGUAGAGGGGCGAUGAGAGAUGGAAACUUUCUUUUGAACGGGCAAAAAGUCUGCCAUUUCAUUUAUAGGAGAGAGAAAAACACGGACCGUUCUUACAAGAGGGCCAGAGUAAAAAGCGAAAACAUGAUACAAUAAUUAUUAGGUAACCGAUGGCAACAAGUAUUUGCAAACGGUGGAGGAUCAUCUAAUUACCCUCCCAAACUAUCGCAGUCAUCUGAAUUACCCCAUAAACCAUUAAACCGGACAUUCUUCACCCCUAAUUAUGCAAACCGGACGAAUUACCCCCCUCGACCCAAUCCACGGUAGUUUUGGUCUACGUGGCGUACACGUGGCAGUCCAGUCAGCGUUUUUUAAAUUAAAAAAUUAUGAGACCCACAUGCCAUACACUUCUUACUCUCUCCCUAUUCUCUCUCUCACUCUUUUCUCUCGCACAGCGAGGACGAGCGCGGGGAUGGGCGGUCGGCGAGGUGAGGCGAGCACGGUGGCGUUGACGUCGGCGCGGAGGCAGAGGCGGCGCGGACGGCGGAGGAGCAUGGCGGCGGAGCUGUGUGGCGGCGGAGGAGCGAAGGUGGAGGAGGAGCGUGGCGGCGGAGAAGCGGAGGCGGCGGAGGAGCGGAGGCAGCGGAGGAGGUGGAGGCGGAGUCAGUUGUGGCGGAGGCAGAGGCAAGGUUUGUGGUGAGAGCGUGCAGCGGCGUGGUUAGCGCUUUGGCACAGCAACAGGGAGGAAGGCGCGCGCAGGUGCAUGCAUGAGCAAGAAGAGGAGAGAAGGAGGUGGCGGAGGAAACAGCGGCUGCGACCCGCCGGUGAUCGAUGCGCUGUCCAUGGACGGCGGCCUCCGCGAGGUGUCCCUCUCUGUCGUCUUCUCCGUCUGGUGCCUCCUCCUCCUCCUCCUCCUCCUUUGCUCCCAGUUCCUCCACAGCCAGACCGACCCUUCAGGUACCCACGAACGAUCCACCUCCUCUCAUGGAUCGAUCAAUGUCAUGUCACCCUGGCGUUUGAUUGAUCGCUUCUUUGUAGAUUUCUAUGAUGACGUCGAGGACGGAAUGCGUGAAAACUACUGCAAGGUAAUGCCGCUGGAGGCCUACAUUUUCCCAACUGAGUAUAACGCCUCUGCGGCCGCGCCGACAUGCCAGCCAUCGUUGCACCCCCCGGAGCCACAGCAGGAAACCGACCACCGGAGCCUGGAGCCGUUCAACAACACAACCGGCGGCAAAUCGUCCGCGGAGGCGGCGCUCGAUUAGCUCGACGAGUUCCAGAACCGGAUCCUGCAGGGCAAGGCCGAGAACGGCUGCGUCCCCGACGGCGCGGCGGCCCACCGGCUCGAGCCAAGCGGCGGGGAGUACAACUACGCGGCGGCGUCCAAGGGCUCCAAGGUGCUCGCCCACAACCGGGAGGCCAAGGGCGCCGCCAACAUCCUCGGCGCCACGCUCCUCCGCUACCACACAGCUCCGCUGCCACGCUCCUC